UUGUUUCUUCGAUGCCACUCAUGUCUUACUAACAGACGGCGACUACGACGCUGACCACGACGACCACGACGACCACGACAGCGAGGGCGACGCUGAAUACGACCUCGGCGAUGACUAGCGCGAUGCCGACGACUGACUCAGAGACACCUACAGACGAACUCGCACCAGCAAAUCUCUUACUCCCAAUUCCCGCUCCUUCACUAAACAAUUCACAGUCUUCGUUCUCAUUUUCCCGUGCAUCAGAUACAGAAUGGAACUCGCUUCCACCGGAAGUAGCUUCUGCAGAUAUUUCAAUAGCUCCUGAUGGCAGUUUCGUCGAGACUUCAUCUGGUUCAGCUGCCAGAGAACUAAAGAGGCGCUACGACCAAUUUCUCGGCGUAGGCAAAGAUGUCCGUUCUCCAUAUGCCAUCACCGCCUUUGUCAAUCAGCACGGAAAGCAGAUGUAUCGUGUCAGUCGUCGUGAUGCGGUCGCUCCCGCGGCUGCUGCAGAGGAAGCAGAGCAAAUGACUCACAAGGUGUCCAUGUCCGUUGAUGCCACUCGUACUCGUGCCUCCAAAACCCGUUCCCGCAUGAGUUUCCUCACCCAGAAUAGAGUCAAGUCCACCGCCCAGGAAUCUCAAUCCAGUUCCACCACCACGCAGCCGCGUAAGUUAGUACGAAGGACCCGCUCUAUCCCAGACAUGUUCGGCAUGGCUGCCAGCGCGUCUGCUGCAGGCUCAUCCAUACAGCACACACCCACUGGUAGGACUCAUUCACAUAGCGUUACUGGUGCAGACAUGCCACGUCCACAGCCAACUGCGCUUUUCCCCGAUCCGCCAAAACAACCUACCGCAGACAUUUUUGCAGAAGUCAUGCAAUGGCCAAACGGCUCCGUACCCUCCUCUCCAUUUUCGAGCUCUGAGUUCGAAAACAACGCGUCACCAAGUCUCAUCCCACAUCCAUUUGGACUCAGCGCUACUUUUGAAUCGCCUACUAGACCGUCUUCUAAUGGGUUUCUACCCAUGCCACGCGCACUACGGGAGAUGCAGUCGUUCGAGUCCGGUCUGACUGCGCGCGCAGGAGAUAUCACACAACGAGCAGAUACCCCGGAUUCCAUCCUCCCCCUCCGCGUCUCACCCGACCUCAUCCAAGAUUAUUCCCCCUCACCACCCCCAGGCAUCGUCCCACCCGACCCAGAACUCAUCCCACUCCCAGAAACGAGCAUGCAUUCCCGAUAUUCAACAGAGGUGUUCGAUGUUCUCCAGACUUACCGUGGUCUUCCACAGCUGGAUAGACUGUUUUCGGAUUCUGCAGGGGAGACGACUAUCAAAAUGUCUCUUCGCGCAGAGGAUAGCGCUGCACCGCGUAAUGACCCCCGGUUUGUCCUCUGGGGGGAAAUACAAGUUUCUUCUGAGUUGGAUAGUGAUGAUGUCUCGGUGUCACAGAGCAGCCGCGGUGGAAUGUCUUCUCCUUCUAAUUCUCGUAGGGGCCGUGGACUCAUAGAUGUGCCUAUAGUGCGUAUCGACGGGGAAGGCAUAACCACUAAGGUGCUCAUCGCAGCGACGAUCGAACGAUGGAUCGCCCAGCUAACAAGCGAUCUCGACUACGACGAAUUACUCAACUUCUUCCUCACCUACCGAACAUACAUAUCUGCUGUCGACCUCUGCCACCUCCUCAUCUGUCGUUUUCACUGGGCGCUAAGUGGUAAAGACGAUAUGAUACGGAAAAUCGUGCGCGUGCGGACGUUCGUAGCUAUCAGAUACUGGCUAUUGACGUUUUUCGUCAUGGAUUUUUUGCCGAAUCGGGAGUUGAGGCUUUUGUUGGCGAGUUGGUUAAAUACCCUUGUGAAGGAUCCUAUUUUGAAGAAACAUCAGGAUGGUCUGAACAUCGUAAGGAAACUCAUCAAAGUCGUCAAAGAUUGCAAAGAAGCCCAUACCCGCCGCCACCGCUCCGGAUCCGUUUCCGCCCGCCAAAGCCUAAACAUUCCCACUAAACCCCGACCCACGCACGUUCUAGGUGAAAAAUUCGCAGAAGCCAUAUCUUCCAAACAGCAAGACGACUCUGAUGUAGACCUCGAUUUUGCACCCGACGAAUCACCUGCACAUCCUCAAUCUAUCUUCCAUGGCGACAACAGCAACGCGUUUUCAUUCAAUUCUGGCAGCGUGUCUUCUCCGCCCAGGGCUGCUGCGAUUAUACAACAACCGUUGCAGAUGAACAUACUUCAGCAGAGUCGAGCUUCUAUCUCAGCAGCGUCUUCUAACACAAGCGAUACCACCCCUACGAACUGCUCCCCCCCUCCCAUUGUGUUUCCCCAGAGUGCGAUCUCCCGUGCAUUCGUGAAGACGAUCGGGCGUUUGGGAAGAUGGAAGAGAGUAUUGAACUCGAGGCAGACUGUGGAUACGGGUCUUGCAGUUCCUGCAAAUGUUUCGGCAUUUGAUUUGGAGUUGAAUGCGACGGGAGAUUUGUUAAUGGUUAGGGGCGGUGUCGAGCAGUAUUUGAAGAUGAUUGAGCCGGCGGGCGUGGGUGGGCGUAAGGGGGAGAAGGUGUUGGAUGGGGGUACAUGUCCUGUGGUUGGGAGGCAGAGUCAGAGUGGGGCGGAGAGUGCAGUCAAAGGGCUUGAGGCGAAGUUGGACCUACCCUCGUCACAGACGCAAUUACGGGUUGUUACGGAGGUGGAAGAAGAGGAGGAGCGGGAUAGUAUGACGGUAGGUUCUUUGGGCGAUAAGUGCGUGUCGAUACAAGAGAAACAUCAAUCUACGCAGGAAAAACGUCAAUCUACGCAGGAGAGACGCCAGUCUACACAAGAGAAGCGCCUAUCUAUAUCGUCCGUCUCCCGUGCGUCCACGCGCACACACUCAACAGACUCCUUCGGCUCAAUCCUAUCCUCACGAUCGCGGAUCAACCCCUUCGUCGCCCAAGUGCAGGCUCAACCACCAUGGCAGUUCGAUGUCGUCUCCAUCGACGACCUGGAUCUUUCAGAUACCUCUUCCGAGGCGCAUGGUGAGAAUCCACCCGCACCACCGGGUCUGCGCAAACCCCCGCGUCGACUGCCUCUAAGGCGGGAUUUCGAGUUCAUACGGCGGUCGGUGGACAGCGUUUCCUCGUUGGGGAUCCGUUCUCGGGACUCAGUAGCCUCGGGUGGAUCUGCUGUGUCGUCUGCGUCUGUCGGAGCUGCGUUGGGGAAUGGUAUACAGCAGUGGCAGGUGAAUGCCCUCGUGGAUUCUUUGAGCGACGAGGAGGAUAAUGGGGGUGUCGAAGAGGCUCUGAGACGUCUUGAAGGCCAGAUCAAUCCCCAGAAACGGAAAGAGAAAGCGAAGAAGGUGGAUGGAUGGGUGCGCACGAUUCAGGAGCGGAUGGCUGUGGGUGAUUUUGGAGAUGAGCAGCCGAGGUUUUUUGGGUUGGAUAGUGAGGAUGAGGAUGAGGAGGAUUAUGAGAUUGAUCAGCACGAGACCGGGGUAUUGAGGAUGGAUGAACAAACUCUUGUAGGCACUGGGUCGCAGGUGACGAUUUCAGGGGCUACGACGACGACGACGACGGAGGACUAUUUCAGCUCGGUGAGUCUGGAGUUGACGUCUGGGACGGUUGGAGCCAUGUCUGGAGGAUCGGGACCGACAUCGCCGCCUGCGAGAAUGAACGAUUUGAAACCUGCGCCUGAAGAUGCUGUUCCACUUGAAAUCUUGCAGAGCAGGGUACCGUCAAGACCGUCUACGUCCCAUGGCUCGCCUACAACAUCCCCAUUCAUAAUAACCUCUGCAUCCAAAUUCAUAUCCUCUGGUCGAAAACCGCACCGAAGCUGGAUCCUGAAUGUGAGCGCCGACCUGAUCGUACAACAUUUCUCAACGAUCGACCGUGAGCUUUUCUUGGGGGUCAAGCCUGAAGAAUUGAUCUUGGACGAUUGGAUGUCGUGUCAGGAGGUGAACGUGUUGGAUUGGGCACAGUAUCUCAAGGACCGGGCACGCUGGAAGGCUGAGUCACGGUGGAGCCAGAAGACGAGUGCAUUGGCUGCUGUUCGAGGGCGGUUCAAUCUGCUUGCGAAUUUUGUGGUUGCCGAGAUCGUGAUGACGCAUCCGAACGAUAGGACGAUGUUGGUAGGCAAGUUUAUUCGCAUCGCUUUUAAAGCAUACGUCCGGAGUAAUUUCAAUACGUUGGCGGCUAUCAUUGCCGGUUUGCAAAACGAGUGGGUCGCAAAAGCUAUGCAUCGGCAUUGGGGACGCGUGAGGCUGUGGGAGAACGGGUUGCUUCAAAAGCUGAAGCGAUUCGUGUCGCCAGAUGAUGAUUUCAAGGCUAUGCGCGAUGCUAUCGCUGCUAUGGUAGACCCGAAGACUCUGAAUAUGACGACGCGGACAUCUACGGUCUUGAGUAGCAGCAGCACAGACCUACCCUCGGGAAAAUCAAAAGGUGCCAAUGAUGUCAAGACGCCAUCAGCCUGCGUCCCAUUCAUCGGGGUCUAUCUUUCUCAACUAUACCGCUACAGCAGACUCCCAGAUCUAAUUGACCCAACCUCGCCUCACGACCCCGUUGGCAUCGACUCCCAAACCGUCAAUUUCGAGUCUCCGGCCCACCCAGAAGUAUUCGAUUCGCUGACGCCUCUGCCGCCUUCGAUGCAGCUGGAGCCAUUAAUCAACGUGCAUAAGCAGCGGCUUAUUGCUGGCGUGAUCAAGGAUUUGGUGGGCGGGCAGCAUCUUGCAAGCCGGGUUCAGUAUCCGGUCGAUAAGAAGUUAUUUGGGAAGUGUCUUAAGGUGAGGGGGCUUGAUGGGGAGACGAUGCAGAUGGCAUACAGUAUGUAUGCGGAAUCGGAGACAGGGGCGAUGGCGCGUCAGACGGGGUUUAUGCCCUUGUAGGAGUGUCACAUUGGACACUGUUCCGCUAUGCUGGGAAGUGCUCAUUUUGUGGUACUUUUGUUCGACAUUUUCUUAUUUGAUUUCAUGCACAAUAUGGAUAUAGAGCUUUCUUUUCGAUCUUUGUUGUAUUGACAAGAGUAAUGUAUGCAAUACAUAGUUGGGAUUGAGGUCUCACGAGGAGACGCCACCAUUGAUGACGGCGAGCGGUCUGUACUAAUGUCGUGUACUGUCAUUUGGAGAAUGCAAUAAAGGUAUACUAAAAUUGUAUGUACAUUAAUAUCUGAUGUAGUUCAUUUCUGUCUCCGAGUCCUUACAUUAUCGUUUCAUUGGCGCAAGUAAUAUAUUUGCACUUGAACAGCACAAUACAUAUCACACAAUUCAGGCAAGGAAUUCAAUCUCUUCUUGAUCAUCAGAACACGAGGAAUGAGCACU
Suillus subaureus is the source of this 5252-nucleotide messenger RNA. RefSeq lists its product as uncharacterized. Gene Ontology annotation, molecular function: guanyl-nucleotide exchange factor activity. The record is from RefSeq and is a predicted model, not a curated record. The coding region runs from base 111 to 4820 and encodes 1569 amino acids. NCBI's taxonomy places the organism in Eukaryota, Fungi, Basidiomycota, Agaricomycetes, Boletales, Suillaceae. Gene Ontology annotation, biological process: positive regulation of GTPase activity; Ras protein signal transduction. The transcript is spliced from 5 exons. Gene Ontology annotation, cellular component: plasma membrane.